AUGUCAUCGUCUCAACCACACCAACACACCCACAAUCCACAUAGUCUCUCCAUCAACUCAAUGACUUCAAUAAUUGAACCUACAACUCCACCAAAUCACUCAUUGUCUUCAAAUAAUAGUACCAAUAUAAAUUCCCUACAUUUCCCCCUGCACCAACAACAACAACCACUUCACCACCCCAAAACACCAGCUACAUCCACAACUGCUUCCUCCAACUCAUCAUCUUCAACGGCAAAUACUUCGUAUAUGCACAAUCGCAGUUUAUCGUCAAAUGGGUCGUUUGCGAAAUUUGGUACUCAUCCUAAUAUAGGCAAAUCAGUAUUGUGGGAUUCGUCAAACAAAUUGAACCAUAACUUAAAUUUACCUAAUUUCAACAUUGACAAUGAGGUAAUAUCGACUCCUUUAAUUGUUCCUUCGUCAAAUCAAGAGUCUGUUAGUUCUCAAACAUCAACUCCAUCGUCUCAAGUCUCCUCCUUUCAAAAAUUAUCACUAGACACUACCAACUAUAACUCCACCACCACAACCAGUAAUAACAAGCAUAUAAAUAUUAGCGGCGCCCCUCAUAACAAUGACGGUAACAGUAUUGACGAAAAUGCUACCCUCAAUAUCGUCAAAGAUAACAAGGGCAAUUACAAACUCGAUACCAGCACUGACAAUAAAGAAAAUUUGUUGAGAAAAUCGUACCAUGGUAAUGACAUUGUUGUUGGAAUUGGUUCGGAAAGUCUUAUGAAUGUUAUUGGUGAUGUUACAUCCAACUCAUCGGCAUCAACACCACCAUCAUCAAUAAAUUAUGCAGUUAAUUCUGUUGUUGUACCACCUAAAAUUGAUAAAGAGUAUCUCGUAUCUAUCAACAAGUUGCCGCUCAUUCAAUUGAAGCUGGAGAUUCUAAAGCUUGCCAAAGAUCAAUAUGGAUGCCGGUUUUUGCAAAAAAAAAUUGAUGAGAAUUUGAUCCCCAGUUAUCAAGUAAGGGCCGCCAACUUUGAGAUUAUAUUUGAUCAAGUGUAUCCUUACAUGUGUGAAUUGAUUGUUGACCCUUUCGGUAAUUACUUGGUGCAAAAAAUGAUACCGUACUGUAGUGAUGCCAACUUGGACUUGAUGUUGGAAAUUUUACAGUACAACCUUUGCCAAAUAUCCAUCAACCAGCAUGGAACAAGGGCAUUACAAAAGAUUAUUGACAAUUUGAACAGCACAUCACAAUUGAAUUUGUUGAUCAAGGGCUUGAAGCCAUACAUUAUCGAGUUGAUUAGAGAUUUGAAUGGGAACCACGUCAUCCAAAAGAUACUAAACAAGUACGAACCACCAAAUUGCCAAUUCAUUUAUGACUCCAUAAUUGAGGAUUUAUAUACCGUUGCGACUCACAAGCAUGGUUGCUGUGUACUACAGAAAUGUCUUAAUCACGUUACCCAACAACAAUUGAAUCAGUUUUCCAAAGCGAUUUUGAAAUUUGAUAAUUUCAAAAUGUUGAUUAAUGACCAAUUUGGAAACUAUGUUUUACAGUAUUUGAUUUCCAUCAACUCUAUUGAAGUUAGUUGUGAAAUGUUUCAAAAUUUCUUCCAAUUCGGUCUCACCAACUUGUGUAAUUCAAAGUUUAGUUCGAAUGUGGUGGAAAAGUUUAUGAAGAAUUGCUACAAUAACGAAGUCGUCGAUGUCGCUUUUGCGGAUUUGAAAUUUGAAUUAAUUUACAAUAUAUUGGCUAAUGAUUUGAAUGUAUUGGUGAAUGACCCAUUUGGAAAUUAUGUCAUCCAAACUAUGCUUGAUAUCUUGAUUAAUCCGCAAAUCAACUACCACAAUGUGUCCAAAAUUUCGUUGCUUUUGCCUAAUAGAGACAGAGACCACAUUGAUCAGGAUAGUGAGCCGAAUAUGCAGAUUGCCAUCAUCAAGUAUUGGUUUCAAAAUUGCAAGAUUGCAUCCUCGUUUGGCAAACGUAUUCAAUCAAAGAUUAAUACCAUUUUGAACAACAAUGGCGCUACUCCUACUCCCUCCACAUCAUUCAGCAAAGUUGGCAAAAAGACUAGCCAAAUGAAUGCAAAUGGCGAGUUUGUAAUUAAUGAACUACAAUAUCAAUUCAAACCACAAAAUUAUCAAAACUUUGCCUCACAUCAACAAUCCCAAGAGUAUCCACCGCAGCAUGACCAACAACAUAUUCAGCACCAAUAUUUCCGCAAUAGUUUGAUGCCCAUGAGAAACCAGAAUGGAAGUACUCUGUCGGUUGAUUACAUCCAACCAAUGGAGAAUGGGUUACAAAGAAGAAACUAUUCCAUGCCAAUAAACUUUUACUCAUCGAAACCUUUUGCCAAUGGCAACACCAACGUCAACAACAACAACAACAAUGCAUUUGGUACAAAAGAGAUUGGCAACAUGUACACUGCUGCAGCCAACAGCAAUGUAAUGAACCCCAACGCAUCUGUAUCUACAAUUCACUCAAACAACUCCAGCAGUGGUGCGAAUCCACCUCCUCCAAAUUACUUGUCUAGUGGAGACAGUCAAGUCACCUUGAGAAAUUAUCCACCAGAGGAUGUUGCUAAUCGUUCAAUUCACCAAUAUCUACCAUACCCUCCCCCACCCAUGAAUAACGGGAUUUAUUACCCACCGCCACCGCCACCGCCACUGGGACCACCAGCACUGUCAGUACAAGUGCAUGCUCAGAUGGCGCCCCCCUUUUAUACACCCAUGAAUGGUUCAAGUCAUCAACAUAGUUUGUCUGUUGGGUCUAUCAAUCAACCACAACAAUGUUACCAGCAACCACAAAACGCUGGUCAUUACACCACUACAAGUACAAGAAACACAACACCACCUACUAAGCAAGUUCCGCAUUACCAACAAGGCUUGGCUGCCUCGCAAGUAAAGCAAUAUGCACUAAACGGUUUACAAGAUUUACCAUCACAUCACUCGCAUAAUGUUUCUUGGUCGUCAUCAUCAUCGAAUCAAGGAGGAAGUGCAUUUGGUACGCCAAGCUGGUAG
Messenger RNA from Lodderomyces parapsilosis, 2961 nucleotides. It is a transcript of the gene MPT5, whose product is annotated as Mpt5p. Gene Ontology annotation, molecular function: mRNA binding. Bases 1 to 2961 code for a protein of 986 amino acids. Gene Ontology annotation, cellular component: cytoplasm. Gene Ontology annotation, biological process: post-transcriptional regulation of gene expression. The record is from RefSeq and is a predicted model, not a curated record. Lineage: Eukaryota; Fungi; Ascomycota; Pichiomycetes; Serinales; Debaryomycetaceae. The transcript has a single exon.